Mya arenaria is the source of this 2286-nucleotide messenger RNA. Its product is annotated as BTB/POZ domain-containing protein 17-like. Gene Ontology annotation, molecular function: protein binding. The record is from RefSeq and is a predicted model, not a curated record. NCBI's taxonomy places the organism in Eukaryota, Metazoa, Mollusca, Bivalvia, Myida, Myidae. Bases 75 to 1346 code for a protein of 423 amino acids. The transcript has 2 exons.
CAAUUGCGUCGCAGUUUUGACGGUUUUAUAAAGAAACAUGAGCUUAAAAAUCGAAUUAACAGAAAGGACAAUAGAUGAACCUGAACAUGGACUCCCAGGGCGAGGUGAUAGCAGCGCCCCCUGACCACGCACCGGAAGUACUCACCGACGAGCGGAACUUUAUUCUCAACGUAGCCCAGUUUUUCAACAAACCGGAACUCAGUGACGUCACGAUCAAAGUCGGAAACAGCUGUUACCAUGGACACAAAUUCGUGCUCGCAAAAUCCAGUGACGUAUUUCGGACAAUGCUAUAUGGCGGUGGCUGGGCCCUGGGUGACGAAACUGACCUCAUCCUGAGUGAGAGUGAAGAGUGCCAAUCAGUGUUUGAUAUAUUUUUGAAAUUCAUGUAUACUGCCGAAGUUUCCGUCACCGUGGAAACGGCUGUGGGCAUUUUAUGCUUAGCAGAUAAAUAUAACGUAACGUCGCUCAAGGAAUUAUGUGUUCAUUAUAUGGUGCGUAAUACACAAUCACCGAAGGUUCAUAAUGCGUUACACUGGUACAAUUGGGCGAAGGCCCUUCAUUUGCAGGAGCUGGUGGAUUCAUGUAGCAAAACCAUAGCUUGGAAUAUGGAAGCCAUAUUAGGUUCUACAGAGUGGAAUGACAUGGAUAUGCACUUUGUACAGGAUGUCCUCAAUAAUUCUGGACUUGUUGUGGCCAAUGAGUAUGAUUUGUUCACGGGACUGACAUCCUGGCUCCUUUGUGAAACACAUAGACCAAACCUCCGAGAGAAUGCCCAGAGACUAUUUCCGUUAAUUCGGUUUCCACAGAUGCUAGUUAGACAGCUGUUUGAGAUAGAACAAUCAAACUUUUUCCAGCUUGAUGAGACGGCAAACGUCCUCAAGGAACUUGUUAAUAAGGCGUACCGUUUUCGGUCCCUGUGCCCCAGUCAGGGCGGCCUAGACGUGUCUUUCAGCGGUCCCUUCUACCGGCCGCGGAACUAUAUGGACUUGGCCGUGGACUCUGUCCUUAUGCAGAACACACUGAGGUUUGGUAUCCAAGUGGAUGUACGGACGUACGCUGGCCCCGUGGUGUCCGAGAAUCGUAGCGGCGAGUGGAAGAUCACAUACCGGAAGCACGAUAAUAGCUGGAGCAUCAACCUGUUUUGCCACGACUCCGCCAUGCUCAACGGGGAGGCGUAUAUUGAGGUGAGCGUCAUCAUCUACAACAACGACGACAAGGUGAUACAGGUUGACAUGAAUCCGGCCACCUCCUGCACGCGCACUAACAACGUCAGUCUUAAUGUUGACGUUAACAACAUUUUCUCUUCAAAGAACAUGGUGUUGCUUAUAAAACCGGUACCACACUGAAUGCCGUGACUUACGCAUUUUGUAUUUACGGGCAUUACUAUUUGUCAAUGUGUUAAAUAUUUGUUCUCUCCUCGCACUUAUUAUGAUGAAUUUUUAUGUAUUUUAAAAUCAUGGUCGUUAAAAACAAUUUGCAUAACUUGAUACAUGUUGCUGACCAUUUGCUAUGUGAUAUCAGGUACACGUAUUAUUGCGCGUGUACACAUUUUGUAUUUGGAAUAAACUCUAAGCUCUACAUUUAUAUCACCAGUAACGGCAGUUAGGCUAUGUAUGCUAUCCUGGUUUGUUCCAGAUGAAUUAAGAUAGGUGUUUUGUGGUGAAUGGUAAUUUGAACUUAUCAAUUAAACUAAUCAAUCAAUAACGAUAUAUAUGUAUAAAGUGUCUUGUAUUUGUCAAAGCUGAUAAAUUCAAUUCUUUAAAAUACAUUAUAUUUAUAUAGUCUUAAAACACGUUUUGAUCGAGUAUGUGUCUUAAAUUCACAUCAAAAGAAGUAACUUAAAAGAGUUUAUUUGUUAUUAAGUGCAUUUAUCAUAAGUCUGACUCUGCACUCAAUAUUCAGUUUUUAUUUUGCAUUAUUUCUUUAGUAAAUAGUUUACAUAUAUUUAUUUGUUUCCGAUUAUCUCUUAUCUCAACGUUUAUUGAACUUUAAAUGCACAUAUCUUGUUUUUUGAUUUUACAACCAGUCUUGAUAUUACAUUUUAUUUGUUAAACAUGUUACCAGUCCAUAUAUAGGGUACAUAUUUCAUGUGUGGGUGUAGCUGUGCCAGGCGUCUUUCUUGCCUACUGAACGAUUAUGGGUAGUUGUUUCACACGUACCUCUCUCUACUCUGUUUUCCUGGCACAGACUCUCAGUGAAGCAAUCAAAAGUUUACAUAGGUACUGAAGUUUUUUUACAUGGCUCUAGUAUGUUCAAUCGUUUGUUCAAAUAAAUGUCAUAAAAAUG